Messenger RNA from Mercenaria mercenaria, 1707 nucleotides. RefSeq names its product E3 ubiquitin-protein ligase TRIM71-like. The transcript has a single exon. The record is from RefSeq and is a predicted model, not a curated record. NCBI's taxonomy places the organism in Eukaryota, Metazoa, Mollusca, Bivalvia, Venerida, Veneridae. Gene Ontology annotation, molecular function: ubiquitin-protein transferase activity; zinc ion binding. Gene Ontology annotation, cellular component: chromatin; nucleoplasm. Gene Ontology annotation, biological process: positive regulation of DNA-templated transcription. The coding region runs from base 1 to 1707 and encodes 568 amino acids.
AUGGAAGUGUCUGGGAGGAGAAAGGCGGGGUCCGAGCCUGUGUCAAAAGCAUCCGACAUAGAAGCAGAAAAUCACUGCGAUCCGUGUAAACACGAUGGUCGCUCUGUUGCCGCAAAAGGAUAUUGUGUGGACUGUAAGGAGUAUUUGUGUACCGGAUGUUACAGAGUUCACCUACGGCCAUCUGUUUGGAGACACCAUCAGCUUCUGGACGCACAAACAAUGCCGAAAACUAAACCAGCGACGAAUAUCAAGGUAACUGAUGUAUGUACAGAGGUGUGCCAAAAGCAUUCAGACAAAGUAAUUGAAUACUUCUGCAAUCCACACGAAAUCUUAGGUUGUUCUGCAUGCAUUACAACAGAGCAUCGUUCCUGUAUUAAAGUCGAUUAUAUUCCGGUUGUUGCUGCUACAUUUGGCAAAAGUAAAGAGUUUAAUAACCUCCAUGAAAACCUUGAAAGUCUUUUAAGUUUAAACGAGAAGAACAAGUCAAACAUAAGGAAUAAAUCAAAAGUUGUCGAUAUUCAAGCAGACAGAGCAAAGGUGCAAGUUACGGCUUUGAGGACGGAAGUUGAUGCGUUAUUUGAUCGACUUGAAGAGAAAAUUGACAGAUCAAUUGAUGACGUCAGAAACAGAGACAAGAAAAAGAUUGUCAAGUUAUCAAAUAAAUCAGACGCAGUGUCAGCUAAUCUUAAGGACCAUAUAUCUGUAAUAGAAACAAAAGUAAACGAAGGAAAAAUAUGCCAGCUCUUCAUAGAAACAAAACGCAUGGAAGAGUCGGAAAGAAAACUCCAUGCAGAGGUGCAAACAAUUGCCGAGGAUAGCAAUAUACAGAUUUUUCAAUUUCAACCGGACCAAAUGAUUGUUGAUAUGAUGGAAAAGCUUACAGUCAUUGGCAAACUAAAAGUCCUGGACAAAAAUGCAAAACGUCCACAUUUUGAAGGCGAAAUCAAUGUUAAAGCAAAAACUGAAACGAAGAAAUGUAAUAUAACAGGAAUGUCAGUUUUAUCUAAAAACCAACUCGUCGUUGCGGACUACAUGAACGGAUGUGUCAAACUUCUAAGCAUUGUGAAUAAAGAUGUAAUCUCCGUCUAUAAGAAAGACGUUCUGGACGAUUCUGAUCCGUUCGAUGUGACAAAAGUUAAUGACGCACAGAUCGCAGUUACCUAUCCUUCUGCCUGGGAAAUCAGGAUACUGGACAUACCAGACGGCGGAAAUUUGAAGUCUGACAGGGAAAUAAAUGCGACAGGGGCAUGUUAUGGUAUUGUUCGUAGCGGGGAUAAUCUGGUCGUGUCGUUCAACACUCCGCCUGAAGUCAAGAUUCUUACUUUGGAUGGAAAAGUUGUCAAGAAAAUAACAGGACACUAUAAUUUCCCUGACUAUGUAGCAUUCAACCCGUAUCGCAACACGAUUUAUAUUUCAGAUGUCUCUUUAGAUACAUUGACAUGUGUCACAACGGAGGGAAAAAAUGUAAGUUAUGACAAACGUUUAGGAGGACCUUGUGGUGUCGCAGUUGACGCAAAUGGUCAGGUGUUUGUUUGUUGUAGAUCUAAAAACAGUGUUCUGCAGUUGCUUAAAGGCAGCAAGAGGCCACAUGUACUAUUGCACAAUAGCUAUGGAGUUAGAUAUCCCCAAUGCAUCACUAUCAGUGAACAAAACACACUUUUUGUUGGACUGGCUGAUGACAAAGUCAAAAUGUUUCAAUUAUACUAG